AAAGAGACGUCAGUGACGUGGGGAAAGCAGGGCGCCCUGUUGCUGGCGCUGAAUUUAAAGGUUUCAGCUUGGAGGGUUUGGGUAAAAACAGGCAGCGCCUUCUAGAAACAAAGGUUAAAUAUUCACGUGUGAUCCGGAGCAGAUUCCUACAAACAGCAUGCCUCUGCAGGAGCUGCCCUGCCUCAGCUCCCAGUGCCCCACGCUGGCUCAGACCAAGAGGGGCCUCAAACGCAAACCCAAGGAUCCUGUGAGCGAGGGCCUGGACGCUGAAUGCACCCCAGUGGAGCUCAUCCAGCAGUGGUCUCCCCUGUGCAAGCACCCGCGUCCCAUCGUCAGGGGCAAAGAGAACGAAAGCAGCCAGUUUGUCCUCGGCAGGAGGUCGAGGAAGAAGAUAGCGUCUACUUCAGGCCUUUCGUGGGACCAGCUUCCAGACGAGCUGCUCCUCAGGAUCUUCUUCUGCUUCCCUCUGCAUGAUCUACUCAGGAUGUCUAGAGUUUGUAAGCGCUGGCACCGCUUGGCGUUUGAUGAGUCUCUGUGGCACAGCGUGGAUCUAGCGGGCUCGACCCAUGGUGGUGUGGUUCUGCAGCAGGUGCUGAAGACCAGGGUGCGAAGGUUGCGCUGCCCUCGGGCUUUUGUGGAAGAGUCGCACUUCCCAGGAACAAGCCCGCUCCAGAUUAUUCAGAUGGACUUGUCCAAUUCUGUCAUCCCGACCUCUGCUCUGGAGAGCAUCAUCAGUCGCUGCAGGUCGUUGGAGCAUCUGAGCCUGGAAGGUCUGCAGCUCUCGGACGGAGUCAUGGGCUCUCUGGCCAUGAACCCCAACCUCCAGCAGCUCAACCUGUGUGGGUGCUCCGGGUUCUCUGCUCCUGCUCUGGCUGACAUGCUCCGACGUUGCUGCAGUAUAGAACAGCUGAACAUAUCAUGGUGUGAAUUCAGCCGGGAUCACAUGGGGAGUCUAAUCAAUAAUCUGACUUCCUGUGUGACUCACCUGAACCUCAGUGGGUACAGAGAGAACCUCACCCUGGCCGAUGUGAAGGUGGUGGUGGAGCGGUGUCCUCGUAUUCAGACUCUAGAUUUAAGUGACAGCACGCUGCUGAUGGCAGACAGCUUCCCCGUCCUCGCCCAGCUCCAGAGUCUGCAGCACCUGUCUCUGAGCCGCUGUUACCACAUCCACCUCGCUGCUCUGACGGAUGUGGCCAAGCUGCUGCCCUCGCUGCGCCUGCUGGACGUCUUUGGCCUCGUGAACGACACCCACCUGAGCUCCCUGAAGAAGGAAAUGCCUCGGCUCGGCAUCAACUCGAGGCCCUUCUCCUGCACGGCCCGGCCCACGCCCGGCACUGGCGGAGACCACGCCAUGUGGAACAGCACGUGUAGACUGAGGUUGAGCUGCUGACGGCAGCGGGAACUGCUGCUUCUCGUUCUUUAGAUUUCUGAAUCUGUUUUAGGUUCCAAUAAUGUGAUGAUCUUAAUGACUUUGUGGGCCAAUGUGGUGUAAAACUCAUGUUGCAGAAAGUCUCGUUUAAUAGUUUAGAACAGCUGCUUUUAAUGGAAACGUUCGAUCUGGAUGUAGAAAACAGAGAUGGCAGAUUCUCAGAUCACUCAUGACCAAAUGAGCCAAUAUGCUGGUCUGCAGUGAGCCAGUGGAGCCGUACCGCGGUGCUCUGGGUCUGACCAGCACUGAAACGCCUUUUAGCUUAUUUCCCAAAAUUCCACAUGGGAUUGUGUUCUGAUCAGAAAUGUUUUAAUCUGUGGUUUUAUGUCUAAUCCUCUUAUUCUGAAAUUAUAAAGCACAAAUGUUUGUUUUCCAUUAAUGACCCCUGUGACAUCUUUAAAAAUGAUUAAGAUGUGGGAAUAAAUGUGUUUGAGGUUAUGUUUGCACAGAACUCCGCCUGGUUGACCUGCACAUACAGUAAGGACCAACGUGUGACCAGGCUUAAAACUGCAGGACAACACACACUUACACGCAGCAGCUGGUGAAACAUAAGGUCAAAGAACUAGGCUUCCACAACUGGAGUCAGCUGCAUAGACAAAAAGGAAGAAGCGAGGAUUCAUAGUGCAUGUGUUUAUUCAGACAGUCUGACUCAUCAGACAUGAAGGAACUGAAGCUAAAAUCAUCCUGUUCCGCCGAGCAGCUUGUCAUUCUGAGGAGUGUGUCUCGCAUUUACAUUAUUUUAUACGGAUGUUUGUACAAUGUUAAUAAAACACGUAAAAAGAA
This is a messenger RNA of Betta splendens (Siamese fighting fish), 2212 nucleotides long. It is a transcript of the gene skp2, whose product is annotated as S-phase kinase-associated protein 2, E3 ubiquitin protein ligase. Lineage: Eukaryota; Metazoa; Chordata; Actinopteri; Anabantiformes; Osphronemidae. The transcript is spliced from 10 exons. The record is from RefSeq and is a predicted model, not a curated record. Gene Ontology annotation, molecular function: protein binding. Bases 158 to 1390 code for a protein of 410 amino acids.